This is a messenger RNA of Pyrenophora tritici-repentis Pt-1C-BFP, 1686 nucleotides long. Its product is annotated as Exopolyphosphatase. Gene Ontology annotation, biological process: regulation of transcription by RNA polymerase II. The record is from RefSeq and is a predicted model, not a curated record. Lineage: Eukaryota; Fungi; Ascomycota; Dothideomycetes; Pleosporales; Pleosporaceae.
AUGAACGAGUCAGCUCAGCUCCACGGUCUCGUGGACAUGGGCAGUAAUGGUAUCCGCUUCUCUAUCACGGACCUUGCGCCCGAAACACAGCGUAUACUACCGACAGUGUACCUGGACCGCGCAGCGAUAUCGCUCUACGAUGCACAGUACGAAAAUGGUAAUGUCCGGCCGAUCCCGGAAGGCACUAUCAAGCAAGUCAUCAAAUCAUUGUUGCGGUUCAAAGCGACGUGUCAGGAUUUUGGGGUACCCCAGAAACAAAUUCGUAUAGUGGCUACGGAAGCUACGAGAAAGGCGGCAAACUCGGAAGAUUUCCAAGGCAAAAUCAAGGAUGCUACGGGGUGGGCUGUCGAGCUAUUGCCAAAGGAGAUGGAGGGAAGGAUUGGGGCGCUUGGUGUAGCAAGCUCGUAUGAAAACGUCGUAGGGCUGAUGAUGGACCUUGGAGGUGGUUCCACACAGCUUACAUGGAUAACGACCAAGCAUGGUAAAGUUGACAUGUGUGAGAAAGGCAGUGCAAGUCUACCAUACGGUGCAGCAGCUCUCACGAAACGGCUUGAGCAGGCGGGCUCUCCUGAAAGCGAAACAUACAAGGCAUUUGAGAGUGAAGUGCUCGCUGAUCUGAAAGCUGCCGUUCGAGACAUUCAAAUUCCCAAGCAUCUUCUCGACCGAUGCAGCUCAUCCGAGGGCCUUCACCUGUACCUAUCCGGAGGUGGCUUCCGGGGCUGGGGAUUUGUGCUCAUGUCUGAACAUGGGAUCCAGCCGUAUCCUAUACCGAUCAUCAACGGUUUCCGUACAACUAGCGAUUUGUUCCAUGACACGCAAGCUAUCCAGGCAGCCGUGCAGAAGGAGGAUACGCCCGACAUGUUCCGCGUGUCUGCUCGAAGGGCAAGCCAAGUGCCUUCGGUGGCUUUCCUAGUCAGUUGCUUAUCCAAAGCGCUACCAAGCAUUACAGACGUAUACUUUUGCCAAGGCGGUGUAAGAGAGGGCAUGUAUUUUACGGAAAUGGAUACGAAAACUAGGGCAUACCCGCCUUUGAUGGCAGCAACAAGACCCCAUGCUCGGUCUGGAUGCUCCGAGUUUGCAGAAAUGCUGCGCAAAGCUUUUGUGCCUCCGCCAUCAGCUGUUCGCGAAGCAAUCUUCAGUAUUACGAUGAUCCAUGCAUUUACAUACGCCAUGUUUGCACAUAUGGCGCAAGUCAAGGAUCUCCGGAGUGGAUCGGCUCUCAGGAGUACGACGACUGGUAUCUUCUCUGCUGCUCAUGGGCUCAGCCACGAAGAUCGCGCCCUUCUUGCUAUCCUACUUUGCGAGCGCUACGGCGGCUACAGUUCUAUCAGUCCAACCGAACAAGACUUCUACAGGCGGAUGCUGCAGCUCGUCCCGGAGGACGUUAGAUGGUGGUGCAUGUAUCUUGGCCGCGUAGCCGCUGUUCUUGCCAGCGUAUACCCAGCAGGUACAAUUCGGGAGAAACGAGUUGAGGUAAAUGUACAGUGGCUUACAACGAAGAAAGACCAUGAGAAGCUGUGUAUAGAUUUCAAAUUCAGCAAAGAACCGGAUGAGCUAGACGAAGGUCUCUUUGCAGCACUCAAGAAGGUUGAAAAGGCGGGCAAGAAGAAGAACUGGAUUGGAGGACACGGACACAAGGUACUGUUGACAGUCAAUGGGAGGGAAUACGGCGAGGAGGAAAAUUAG